Echinococcus granulosus is the source of this 306-nucleotide messenger RNA. RefSeq lists its product as hypothetical. The coding region runs from base 1 to 306 and encodes 101 amino acids. Lineage: Eukaryota; Metazoa; Platyhelminthes; Cestoda; Cyclophyllidea; Taeniidae. The record is from RefSeq and is a predicted model, not a curated record. The transcript is spliced from 3 exons.
AUGAAGGAUGGACAGUACAAUGCAUCAUUUUGGGGACAGAUUUGUGCCACCAAGCAUCUUUUUUUAAACGGGAAUCGCCUUAUUUCUUGUUUUGCUAUCCGAGGUUUGCAAGUUUACAGGUACACCCAUAAUAGACGGCCUGGCUUCCCUAGCGUGAGUCAAAUUCCAACGGCUGAGCCAGGCGAUCUAGCAACACCAUCAACAGUCAUCCAGCCCACUUCAACAGUGGUAGUAUUCCAGGGUGCUGAUUUUAGUUGUCUACGAGUUCUGUGGAAAUUUGAUCUAGAAGUCAAUCCAAUCAACUAA